CCCAAACACAAUACCUCCAGUUUGCUACCUUUCCUCAAACACUUAGCUAGCUAGCGGCGAUACAUAACGAUGAAGAACCUCUUCUUGCUCUCCGCCUUGGCGGUCAUCAUUGUGAGUGCGAUGAUCGCCGGUAAAGCCACCGCGGCGGCGGAACCAAGGUGUGGUGCUUAUAAGAAAGCAUCGCAGCCCUGCAUGGCGUAUGUCCAGGGGAGCGCCGAAACCAUCCCUCAGGCGUGUUGCGAUCGGCUCAAAGGGUUUCUCGACGAUGCCAAAACGGAGCAGAGGAAGAAGAUAGCUGCCUGCAAAUGCGUCGCCGGUUCUGCUAGUAACCCCGCCUACAAGGAAGGUCGUGUUCAGAAAGUUGCCGACGCCUGCAGAUUCAAACUCCCACCGGCGGACUACGACUGCGACAGGUAAAUCAAUAAACAAAUAUAUGGGUUAUUGCAGGAAAUCAUUUUUAUGAAUUUGUGGUUGAUUAGCUUAACUUUUCCCGCAGCCUGUGAUUGAGGAGAGGCGUUCUAGCUAGCUGAAACAAAUUAAGCCAGGACGAGGGAAGGGGAAGAAUUAAAGAUGAUCAUGUAUGAGGAGGAGAGCUGCCGGAGGUGGCGUUCAAACACCUAAAAUAAAAAUCGUUAUUCACU
This is a messenger RNA of Linum trigynum, 641 nucleotides long. The record is from the annotation of a GenBank genome assembly. Lineage: Eukaryota; Viridiplantae; Streptophyta; Magnoliopsida; Malpighiales; Linaceae.